Molecule: messenger RNA, 2311 nt
Organism: Siniperca chuatsi (mandarin fish)
Lineage: Eukaryota; Metazoa; Chordata; Actinopteri; Centrarchiformes; Sinipercidae
Gene: chordc1b
Product: cysteine and histidine-rich domain (CHORD) containing 1b
Exons: 11
Coding region: 139-1164 (341 amino acids)
Source: RefSeq, a predicted model, not a curated record
AACAUCCGGAAGUGAGACCGGCGUAAUGUACACUACAGCAGUUUAAGAGAACGGUUGCCGCUCUGUAUCUCUCACACACGAGCUUUUAGUGGUUAGUUACAAAUCUGGCCACCAGUUAAACUUGUUUCACCCGCCACCAUGUCCGUUUUGUGUUAUAAUAAGGGAUGUGGACAGCGAUUUGAUCCGGAAAAUAACCCAGACGAUGGCUGCACCUAUCAUCCAGGAGUCCCAGUAUUCCACGAUGCAUUGAAGGGAUGGUCCUGCUGCAAGAGAAGAACCACUGACUUCUCAGACUUCCUCGGCAUUGUUGGUUGUACAAAAGGUCCCCACAACAAGGAGAAGCCCCCUGAGCCGGUGAAACCACAUGUGUCCUCAUCAGGAGAAAAGAAAGACGCAGAUGACCAAAAACCAAAGUUUAAUGAGUACAUCAUCUCCGCACCAAAGCCUCAGGAGGCGAUACGCAGACCCAGUGCUGAUGAGCCGAUAGUGAGAUUGCAGCAGAAAGUCUCUGCUUCUCUGAAGCAGGCUCUGGAGAAAAUGAAUCUGUCUGAAAAUGAGGUAGAGAAGAAAGAGGAAGAUAGUGACGAGAUCAAGAUUGGAACAUCCUGUAAAAAUGGAGGAUGUACCAAAAGUUUUGAUGGACCUGCAAGCGAUUCGGAUGUGUGCUCAUAUCACUCUGGAUUUCCUAUCUUCCAUGAAGGGAUGAAAUACUGGAGCUGCUGUAAGAGGAAAACCUCAGACUUUAACACCUUCCUCUCUCAAGAGGGCUGCACCAAGGGAACACAUCUGUGGAGGAAAAAAGAUGCGGGUAAGAAAGUGGUUCCUUGUCGGUUUGACUGGCACCAGACCGGGGCGCAGGUCAUCAUCUCUAUCUAUGCCAAGAACGCCAUCCCAGAGCUAAGCUACGUGGAUGCAAACAGCACCAUGCUCAACAUCCAUGUUAUAUUUGAGGGGGAGAAGGAAUUUGAUCAGAAAAUCAGCUUGUGGGGAGUGAUAGAUGUGAGUAAAAGUACAGUGACCAUGAUGGCCGCCAAGAUCGAGAUAGCCAUGAAGAAAUCCGAGCCCAUGUCAUGGGCUCGUCUGGACCUUCCUCCCCCCAUCACCCCGCCCAAGGAGAGCGAGAAGAAAAAAGAGGGAACCGAUAGUGAGGAGGAAGAUGAAUGAUGAGGAAUUAAAAUAUAAACAUAGUGUUUAUUUUUAGCUGAAUCCAAGGCCUCACAGUUCAUUCCUUACCUCUUUAAACAGUCGCCUCUUUUGCUGUCAUGGAACUUUGGCCUCUACUCUUCAACAUUGCGGUGUUUCCCUUUUCAUUCGUAGUUGUCAGCGUUCUUGAUUUUGGCUGUUUUUCUCGGGUUUACGUCCUUUUUAUUGGUCAUAAUAUAGGUUGGAAUGCUAAAGAAUCUUCAAGUAUUUUUUACACACAGUUUUUCACUCAAGAACUGAAUGAUAAUGGUGGGAAAACUGACUUUUAGUAAACUUUCAAUCACAUCAGAUGAUGACACUUGAACUGCACUGAAAUCCCCUGGGAAAUAACACCACACAAUAAGAUAGGAGUCAGGUGUGACCAUGCUUAAUCUCACCCAUAAAGCCUUUCAUGUGGACCACUCACAUCAAGUCACCGUAAUGGACCACAGUUGUGAACAUCUUCUAAUUCAACACUGUUUGGUAAGAGUCAUUCAAUCCUUUGGUUUCAUAAAUCGUAUAAAUGACUGCAUUGUUUUGUCCACCACUAUCACAUCAGAGUAAAUGCUAUCUUCGCAGAUAUAUUCCUCUGUCUGUGUGAUAAUGAAGCUGCUCUAUGUAGUUUGAGUAGGAAAGUUGGAUCUCUAAAAUGUCCACACUUGUAUAAUAUGGAGUUUAUUCUGAAUAAACUGUGUUAGAAGAAAUGCAAUCAUUCUUUGGGACUCUUAAACUUAGAAAUGAAAUGUUGUGCUCCGACUAUCCCACCUUUUGCACAGUUAAAAUUGUAGAUUUGCUCCAAAUUUGUUUUUUUUUCAUGAUUAUACCUGAUGUAUAUUUUGUACACGUUUUGCUUCCAAAUGAUCAAUGCUGUAUUUAUCUCCUCAUUUCUUGUCAAAACAAAUAGCGCAGUUUUAAGAAUUAGAAUGUACUGUAAUAUCUGAGAAUGCCAUCUGAAUACCAAGUAUUUCGAGCAAAGUACUGUAUUAUAAAAAUUAUAUGCUUGACAGCAUGUCUCAAGGCUUAGAAUGUAUGAAUUAAAUUUGACUGAAUGAAACCAUGACAUAAGGGUAAAAUUAUUAGGGAACCAAUUUAUCUUACCAAAAAUAAACAUUUGUGUUGAACUUAAAAA